Molecule: messenger RNA, 4108 nt
Organism: Oncorhynchus keta (chum salmon)
Lineage: Eukaryota; Metazoa; Chordata; Actinopteri; Salmoniformes; Salmonidae
Product: zinc finger protein 205-like
Exons: 7
Coding region: 1964-3562 (532 amino acids)
Biological process (GO): regulation of transcription by RNA polymerase II
Cellular component (GO): nucleus
Molecular function (GO): DNA-binding transcription factor activity; RNA polymerase II cis-regulatory region sequence-specific DNA binding
Source: RefSeq, a predicted model, not a curated record
UUCGCAGAAGGCCGAUGCUGCGCGGCCUUAGGCGUUCAUAUGUACAGUAGCUCCACUGGUGGAAAAAGUACACAGUUGUCAUACUUGAGCAAAGGUAAAGAUACCUUAUUAGAAAAUGACUCAAGUUAAAAGUCAACCAGUAACUUAUAAACACAGUGUCAUCACAAUUCUCCCUCCUUUCGAGAGCGCGUCCUCGCGCUAGCUUGCGACUCUACGUCUUACAGGAACGCGCUCACCGGCCAAGCACACGCACUGUCGUGGAUGCAAGGUCCGAUCCCACUUCUGACACUAGUGUAAUGAACCAGCAGGGAGCAGGUCUCGACCCCGGGGUCCGGGGCGCUAUCGACUGUGCCGAAAAAGCAUGCUCGUUCGGCAGAGUCGAUUUCCGCGCUUAUAAACCCAGGGUCGUUACAAUACUACUUGAGUAAAAUACUUAAAAUAUUUGGUUUUAAAUAUACUUAAGUAUCAAAAGUAAAUAUAAUUUCCAAAAUAUACUAAAGUAUAAAAAAGUAAAAGUAUAAAUAAUUUAAAAUGCCUUAUAUUAAGCAAACCAGACUGCACGUUGUCUUGUUAUUUUAAUGUAGAGAUAGCCCUGUGGCACACUCCAACAUAAUUUACAAACGAAGCAUGUGUGUUUAAUGAGUCCACCAGAUCAGAGGCAGUAAGAUGAACAGAUAAGUUCUCUUGAUAAGUGCUUGAAUUGGACCAUUUUCCUGUCCUGCUAAGCACUGAACAUGUAAGGAGUACUUUUGGGGGUCAGGGAAAAUGUAUGGAGUAAAAAGUACAUAAUCUUCUUUAGGAAUGUAGUGAAGUAAAAGUACAAGUUGUCAAAAAUAAAAAUAUUAAAGUAAAGAUACUGCCGCAGGUUUCCCUCUGCCCAUGUGUUCAGAUGUAGAUUGUAACACCAGAUGUGAUUUAAGCAACAACAAAAAUGAUGGUAUGCAGGCAUUUUACUGGGAGUUACAUGUUUGCCUAUACAAAGCAUAGCCAGAGAUUUUCCAGCUAACCUGGUAUUGGCAAUACUAUCUUCAUUCUCAACUGGUGGAAACAGGAGUCUCCUAAAAUGUUUGUGUCCAGUGGCAGAGGCUCCGUUUGAAAUUAGAAAAUGCUCUAUUAUUAAAAAUAAAUCAAUGUUUUGCUCCAUUUUGUAAUCCAACAAUGUGUGCGCCACCAUCUUGUCUAUUUCAAUUCUUCUCUCAUUGAUGAGACAGGUGUCUGUCAUGCAGCACUUUGGGGUGGACCCCCACCUGUCUCGAUCAAGGAGAGAAGAUUUGAAAUACACAAGUUGUUGGAGUACACAUUCUUGGAUUAAUUAAUGGAGUACUUCAUGGAUUCUUUAUUUGACACAUUUUCUAAAUUCAAACGGACCCCCUGCCACUGGACACUGACAUUUUAUGACACUAUUUCCACAAAUCGAGAACGAAGAUGGUAUUGCCAAUACCAGCUUUGUUAAAACAUCUCUGCAGACGUUUUGUAUAGCCAGACCUGUAACUCCCAGUACAAUGGAUACCAAAAUGUUUGGGUUAAAUCACAUUAUCUGUAACUAAUAAUUCCCCUGAUUACUUAGCCAUCUUCGGCAAAGACACCAUAUUCUAUCCUGAUUCUUGAUUUACUGCAUUUCCGAUUAUAUACUCAAUUAAAACAAUGUGAUACAUGGAACAUAAUCGCCAUGGACGAUUAAUUAGGGCCGAUUUCAAGUUUUCAUAACAAUCGGUAAUCAGCCUUUUUGGAUGCCGAUUAUGGCCGAUUACAUUGCAAUCCACGAGGAAACUGUGUGGCAGGCUGACCACCGGUUACGGGAGUGCAGCGUCAAAAGGACCUUGUGGCUGCAUGGAGCCAAGGUGAAGGACAUCUCACUGGAGGCCACAGGAGCCUUGUGAAGCCAGCGGGACACAAUACAUGGAGAGAUGACCAACCAAUCACUGUUGAUGAGGAGAGUGGAACCUCAACCCAGCAUGUUAUCAUGAUGGAGUCUGCAGAGGCUGCAGGCCCUGGGGUCAAGCUAGAGAGGUCUGGUGGAGAGGAGGACCCACGGCACAGCAGAGACAUCCAGGCUGGUGCAGCGUCUGGAGUGGCACCCCCUGUAGCCACAGAGGACCUUUCCACCGCUGCUGUGCUCCAGUCCAGGAACCGACGCAGCAUCACAGAGGAGCAGGGUCCAGAGGUGCUGCUGAUAAAGGUGGAGGGGUGUGAGGAGGGUCUGGGGAACCCUGAGGGUACCAUGGUCAUGGAGGACAACCAGACUACACCUCCUCCUGAACCCACAGAGGAACCAGCUGAGCAGCACAGGACCACAUACAGUCUCACUGAGUCAGUAGACAUGGAGGAUUGGAAGCCUGAUCUGCUGCUGGUCAAAGAGGAGACAAUAGAAGAUGGACCAGAGAGCAUUGAUCUGCUGAGUGGACUAAAGAUGGGGGAUCAAGUUGGUUGGCUAGAGGCUAACAGAGACUGGGGGGCCAUCUUGGAUUCCCAAACCCAGACAGGUGCAGCCAAGGGCCCAGGGGACAACAUCACUGAGCAGGCCAGGACUAGAGGCAACAUGGUGGAGUCUGCAGUCCAUGAGGAACUGCUGAUAUCCGGUGUUGCUGGUGGGAGAGACUGGCCCUCUGAAGCGGCUGGUCACAAACCCCGGCCCCAGAUCAGAACCCUGGAUCAGGAGCUGUCACUCUUCUUUCCCGAGUCAGAACCAGGACUGAACCGCGAGGAACAAAGACUCCACCACCACACAGAACACAACCAGUGGACAGGUGGACUGAACAACCUCAGUCCUGGUGGUCAUCAGAGAGACAGAGGCUCCAGUCAGGGAUCCAGUCUGCAGCCCAGACCCUUCUCUUCACAGUCUCAGUGCAGGGAUGAAGCAGGGCCUGGGGCUGAUAGAGAUAGACCCUAUUGUUCCUAUGAUACAAACACCACAGCAUCCAUGAUGAACAGAGCAGGUCACCCUGGGCUUCAGCCUUUACAGAGAGUGGUGGGAGACCCCCCUGAUGGGAGUCUUUCGGAAAGUCUGUCUUCUCCUUCAGGAUCUCGUCUAAUUCCGGAUGAAUGGGUUAAUAGAAAGCCUGGACCUGGGUCUAGCCUUCCUCAGCUGCCUCAUGGUUACCCCACCAAUACAGACAGGGUCAGGAUGGGCAUUCACCACAAGAGAUACCUAGCCUAUAACACACCAGACAAACCCAACAACACCCAAACAAUGGCUAGAGGUCAAGCAGGGAGCUCAAAGACUAACCAGCUAAGGGUGGUGGCUCCUGCUUCUAGCUACUCUGGUGUCAUUGGGUCACAACGUGGGAAGCCGAACAUUAGGACUGACGCUGACAAGCCGUAUGCCUGCCCCACAUGUGGGAAGUGCUUUGCUGAGGCGAACUACGUGAAGAUCCACCAGAGGGUCCACACAGGGGAGAAACCCUUCAGCUGUACCCAGUGUCACAUGCGCUUCGCAGAGGCUGGCACCCUGAAGAGGCACCAGAGGGUCCACACAGGGGAGAAACCCUAUAGCUGCCCUCAGUGUGAGAAGAGGUUCUCACACCAGCAUCAUCUGAAGAGGCACCUGAAGGUCCACACAUGACAAAGGCCAUUUGCCUUCUCUGAGGGUUUCAGAGAGGAACUACCUCAGGAUACACCAGCAGAAAAAACAUUACACUUCAUAACAUAAGAGGUAACCAACCAUUCCCUCCUCAGGGUACACAUUGUCUCCCCAUCAUUGGUGUUAGUGCUUCUUAAUCUUCCCUCAAGACAAAGAUGAAUUUUCAUUGCUGUCAACAGAAAAGAUCCACAGAUGCAUUUGGAAUAACGAUAGGGACAGGUUUCAGUGUUGAAUAGUCCUGAAUAGAAUAUUGCAUCCAGACAUUGUGUGAUAUAUACAGUAUAAUGCAUAUAUAAGUUAAAGGUUUAUUACAUAGUGUUGUGUAGGUUAUAUGACGUUCACAAAUGCCUAUUUCAUUACAUCCAUUUAACUACUUUAUUUUUUCCCAAGAUACUUUUAAUGAGAAUUAAUGCAGUUCAAGUUCAUGCUGAUUUUUAGCAUUCGUUGAGACAUGUAUGUGUGGUUUUCAAUUGUGAAUUUAAAACUUGUUUAUGUUUAAUAAACACAAAAUGUGACUUUUCAUUCUAA